Messenger RNA from Sardina pilchardus (European sardine), 1609 nucleotides. RefSeq lists its product as uncharacterized. Bases 31 to 1179 code for a protein of 382 amino acids. Lineage: Eukaryota; Metazoa; Chordata; Actinopteri; Clupeiformes; Clupeidae. The transcript has 14 exons. The record is from RefSeq and is a predicted model, not a curated record.
CCAGCUGUGAAUAGAUAGGCCUAUACCAACAUGAUGUACCACCAGGAAUGUGCAAAACAUUUUCUACAACACAUGUUAGACGAUUUAUCAUCGGAACAAGGGUCACCUUUUUCCAGGACUGUGCAAACUGGAGAUGGAAAAGACAUUAGGUCGAACCGACCUAUUGGCACAUCUGUGGCUCCCCAGUCAAGCCGAGGAUUCUGGUCACCUUUUUCCAGGACUGUGCAAACUGGAGAUGGAAAAGAAAUUAGUAGGAAUGAAUAUGACGAUUUAAAGAGGACUAAUAUCGUUCUGAGGGACGACCUUUACAAAGCACAAAGAGCAUGUGAAGAUAUUAAGAUCAACCACAAGAAAAGAGAAGAAGAAAUGGAAGCCCAUUACAAAGAUGAAGUUUGCAAAGCAAAAAGAACAUGUGAAGAUAUUAAGAUCAACCACAAGAAAAGAGAAGAAGAAAUGGAAGCUCAUUACAGAGAUGAACUUCGCAAAGCAGAUGAAGAAUGUGACAAAAUGAAAAUGAAAUAUGAAAAUCUCCACAAGCGAGUGACUACAGAGAUAUCAAAAGAUUUUGGACGCAGGGGAAAUGCAUUUGAGGAUCUCUCAGACCCUUGCAAUGAAACCAGGCUUAGAGAAAUGUAUGAUGAACUGCGCAUAAAGAAUUUGCCAACUUUGACAAGGACAAUGAAGUCAAUGACUGCACAAAAAAAAACAAAUGCUGGUUUUGCCGAAAGCUGGAAGAAUCUGUUUGAACAAGCAAGGCAUAACAUGAAAGUUCAGACAGAUUGUUUGAAAGAUAUCUUCAUUGCUGAUGAGCAACAAAAAAAUGAGAAGAUAUUGCAAAACCUGGCAUCAGCUACCCAUAGACUUAAAGAAGUAUUUCACCACAGAAGUGACACAUACUAUGAAAAUAUUGUGAGACCAAUGUGUCAGGGGAAGGAGACUGCAGACAUGCUUAAUCUGUCAGCUAAAUACUACAAGUUGAUGUGUUUGAUGCACCUGCAUAAUCCCCCCAUGGAGCCUGACUGGCAGAAGGCAGAAGGACCACAACUAGGGAUUGAAGAAAGGUUGUUUCCACCAAUUAAAAUGCUCUUGCCAGUUUCACUGAGGGUUGAGGAGGGGAAAAAAACGCCCCAACCCAGUGGUUGGUUUGCUGAUGAUACUGUCCGGAUGGACACAAUGUAAUAAAUGCAUAGUAUUCUCAGAAAUCCAGUAUACUAAAAAUGUAUUCAUUUUUUUUUUUACUAUUUUAAUCAAUGAUGAUGCCUCUCUGCGCUUCCUGAGUGUGCAUAUUGGUGUAUUUUUAACAUUAAAAUUUAAUGUGAGUGACUCAAUGGUGUGCAAAAACAGCUUAAAUCAUGUUUUGUUUCCUUAAUACACUGACUCAUGCUUACUUGUCAUAUUGUCAUCUUAAUUUUGUCUUCCCUACAUACCCCUGUAUUCCUUACAUAUCCUGAAAAUGAACACUUUCUUGUAUUCUAAAUACCCCCUUGUAUUACACAAAUUAAUUAAUUAUUUAAUGCUCUUGUAUUCUGUAUACCAGUAAAAGUGAUUAUGUGCUUGCAUUCCUUGUACAAUUAUUCCUUGUACAUUACUCUUCCAGUAAAGUGUAACU